Molecule: messenger RNA, 720 nt
Organism: Cavia porcellus (domestic guinea pig)
Lineage: Eukaryota; Metazoa; Chordata; Mammalia; Rodentia; Caviidae
Product: prorelaxin
Exons: 2
Coding region: 1-720 (239 amino acids)
Cellular component (GO): extracellular region
Molecular function (GO): hormone activity
Source: RefSeq, a predicted model, not a curated record
AUGCUGCACCUCUUUUUCCACCUCCUAGGAGUCUGGCUGCUGCUGAGCCAGGCUUCUGGAACUGUAUCUCCUGGGUUUUUGGACAAAGUUAUUAAGGUAUGUGGACGUGAUUUAGUCCGAAUCAAGAUAGAUAUUUGUGGCAAGAUUCUGUUGGGAGAUAUGACUACCGGCCAAGAGAAACAGCGCAUUCUGGGAUCUGGACAAUCCGCAGGUGAGAGCUUGCACCACCACCCCAACCCUGCCAUUCCGUACUUCUCACUGGUUGCUUCACACCAACAACUAAUCAAAAUGGUGGCUUAUGCAGCAGGUUUGGCAAAGAGCCUCACCCCAGAAUUGCAUGGUAUUCUUCCUAUCAGGUCAGCCAUGUCUGAACAAGAAAUCAUGCCAUCCUCUAUCAACAAAGAGGUAGACUCCCUAAAUAUGUUGGAAUCCAUUGCUAAUUUGCCAGAAGAGCUGAGGGCAAUGCUGCCUGAGAAACAGCCAUCAUCACCACAGCUACAACAAUAUGUACCUGCAUUAAAGAAUUCAAAUGUUGCCGUUAAAGAACUUAAUAAAAUUAUUCGUGGUAGACAAGAAGAAGCAGAAGACAACAGCCAUUCAUUAUUAAAAGAUUUCAACUUGAAUAUUUAUUCACCAAAAAACGAACAGCUUGAUAUGACAGUGAGUGAGAAAUGUUGCCAAGUUGGCUGUACUAGAAGAUUUAUUGCAAACUCAUGCUGA